UCCGCCUAUUUAUUCUGAACUCGGCUCUUAAGGGGAAAAGCAAUUUCAAGAUGGCGGCCGCGCAGCUAACAAUGGGGAGUCGGGGGCUUGGGCCUGAGCGAGGCGGCCGCCGCGCCUGAGGGGAAGUGGAGCGGGCUCCGGCCGGGCAGGACUGAGGCGGAGGGAGCGGUAGCGGGCCGAAGGAGGAAGUAGGGUGCGGGGAACGGAGUCGGGCCCGGCCCGAGAGAGAAGGAAGUGGGGGGUGGGCGAGGCCUGAGGGGAACCCGGGUGGGAGGGGGCGAGGCCUGAGGGCUGCCUGGGUAGGGUCCGAGGGGAACCCCGGUCUCUCCCUUGUCGGUGUCCUGGCCAUGGUGGGGUCGGCGUGAGGAGCCGGUGAACGGCGGCGGCCGCCUCGGUCCCCGGCCCAUGGUGCUGCCCCCCUGCCCCAUGGCGGAGUUCGUGGUGCCGCGGCACAGCGCGGUGAUGGAGCGGCUCCGCCGGCGCAUAGAGCUGUGCCGGCGGCACCACAGCGCCUGCGAGUCCCGCUACCAGGCCGUGUCCCCAGAGCGCCUGGAGCUGGAGCGCCAACAAACCUUCGCUUUGCACCAGCGCUGCCUGCAGGCCAAGGCCAAGCGGGCCGGGAAACACCGCCAGCCUCCCCCGGCGCCGCCGCCGCCCGCCCCUCCUCCUCCUCCGGCUGUGGUUGCGGGCAACGCCGACAGGACUGGAGCCAACGGCCUCGACACUGACGCCGCGAGUAGCGAGCAGCACGGCCGCAGCAGUACCUUGAUCGCGCAGCUCCAUGAGACGGUGAAAAGAAAACUUGAUAGUGCUGCUUCCCCUCAGAAUGGAGAUCAACAGAAUGGGUAUGGUGAUAUGUUUUCUGUGUCCAAGAAAUUACGUUGUGAGGAUGGUCUUGGUGGGGUAAGUGGCUCCUCCAAUGGCGUACCUCCUUUAUCCCCACUACAUCAACUUGACAAGAAAUCUUCUGGUGGAGAUGCCUUACAGCUCAAUGGAAAGCAUUCAAUGGGACUGGACAGCAUCAAUAAAAAGUGUCUUCCAGAUUCUAACCUUCAGCUAAAUGGGCGUAGUGAUGCUGAUGACUCAUUUCCUUUGGGUUUGAACAAAGAGCUCAAGCAAGAGCCUGUGGAUGACCUUCCUUGUAUGAUUGCUGGAGCAGGCGGUUCUAUAUCUCAGAACAACUUGAUGCCUGAUCUUAAUCUUAAUGAGCAGGAAUGGAAGGAGCUCAUUGAUGAACUUAAUAGAUCAGUGCCCGAUGAAGACAUGAAGGAUCUAUUUAAUGAAGACUUUGAGGAGAAGAAGGAUGCAGAUUCUUCAAAUUCAGCUGCACAAACUCCAUUGCCACAAGACAUUAACAUAAAGACUGAAUUUUCCCCAGCAGCCUUUGAGCAGGAACAGCAGAUGGGGUCUCCACAAGUCAGAUCCACUUCUUCAGGUCCAACAUUCAUUGGAGCCUCCUCUGUACCUGUUAGUGCUGCUUCUCCAGCAGUUGGGGGCUCUCAGACUAUGUUCCAGUCUUCCAGUCAGACAGUGACUGAAAAUCCUAAUCAGUCUAUGAUGCAGGCAUCAAACCAGUCUCAAAAUGUGCAGAGGCCUCUACCCAAUGUAUUAUUAUCUGGACAGGGCACAGGAAAUGCCAAAGAAAUGUCCUCUGCUCACCAACUUCAACAGAUGGCUGCUAAGCAGAAGAGAGACCAGAUGUUGCAGAACCAGCAGCAGGCUUCACAAGUACACCAAACGAGUCAGAUGUCCAGCUGGCAACAGUCUGGACCUUCUCAUAGUCCACUGGGUGUCCCCUACGCAAUGGACAAUCCCACCAGCCCUUCAGUUUACCAACAGGACUUCAAUAACCAGAAACUCAUAAUUCCUAGUAUGGCAAAUAAGAGUUCUCCCAGGAAUGGAGGCAAUUACCAUGUGAAUAUGUUGAGUCAUCAGCCAAACAGCCUGAACCAGAACCCUGUAAAUAGCCAAGGCUCCAUGCUAGAUUAUGGCAACACAAAACCCCUUUCACAUUACAAAGCAGAGUGUGAGCAAGGCGUUACAGUACCUGGCCAGAACAAGACACCUAUGUUGGCAUAUCUGCAGCAACGCCAGCAACCGCCACUGCCUCAUAUGAGUGAAGAACAAAAUGGGAUGUUCCUGAUGAAGCAGAAGUCUGGAAAUAUUGCCUACAGACCUCUAGUACCACACAGCCAGGAUCAAAACCCUUCUCCCAGUGUUCCUCGUGUUCCUGUUUCUGCCCCAGGCCCUGGUGUCAGUGCUCAGCCUUCCAGUGUUUCCAUGGCAGGUAACCAUAACAACACAGCCUAUCUCAGCAAUCAGCAGCAAGCAGUGGUAAUGAAGCAACACCAGAUGUUACUGGACCAGCAGAAGCAGCAACAAAAGCAUUUGCUGAUGGAGCAACAGAAGCAGCAGUUCCUAAUAGGGCAGAGGCAGCAACAACUCCUAGCUGAACAGGAAAAGCGGCACCAACAAGAGCAGCAGCUCCAGCGGCACCUGACCCGACCACCCCCUCAAUACCAAGAUCAGGCACAGAACCCUUACCAGCAGCAGGUUGGACAGUUCACAGGGUCCUCUCCAGCCAUGACCGGGGUAAGUAACUUAGGACAGUCCAACUCCAGCAGUCCACGGAUGUUUUCUCAGACCCAGAACAUGAUUCAGAUUGGACCUGGACACAGCUCUGUUCCUCCUCUCCAAUCAGGCUCCAGUCAGCAGGAUCGAGGUGUGACUCAGUACACUAGUAUGCAAAACAUUCAGCGAGGGGGGCUGUACAGCAUGACACCUGGUAUGACCCAAAUGAUUUCACAGCAUGCAAAUCAAAGUGCCAACGGACAACUACAGAUGCAAAGGCAGCCCAGCUUGGGUCAGGGCACUCCUGUUCCUGCUGGGUAUGGGCAGAGCACCCUGGGAAACCCAAGCAUUUCUCAGCAGCACAAUAAGGGGGCACUGAAUCCAACCAUAGCCAAGCCACAGAUGGCAAGAGUGCCAGCAGCUAUUGGUGCCCAAAAUCCAUCUUGGCAACACCAAGGCAUGCCUAAUAUGAAUAACCAGACACAAGGAAAUGGUGGCUUAGGGUCAUUUACUGCCAGCUCCACUUUCCACAUGCAGCAAACUCACCUAAAGAUGGCCAACCAGCAGUUUGCUCCAGGGAUGCCUCAGGUAAGCCUAAGCACCAGCAGAUCAAUGGCCUCCAUGAACUCUGCUGUCUCUGGGCAGCUGUUGUCAUCUUUAGGUGCACAGCAGAGGACAAACCCACCUACCCAACAGCAGGUACCCUCGCAACAAGUUUUGCCUAGCAUGAGCCAGGCCGUUCCAGAUCUGACUGCUUUUGGCCAGAAUCCAAAUCAGCAACUGCCCAAUAGAGCCAAUCUGCACUGUACUCAAGGUUACUCAGUGAGGACAACCAGUCAGGAGCUGCCUUUUGCCUACAGUGGCCAAUCAGGCAAUAAUGGACUGCAGAGCUUGACUGGUGACACAGACCUGAUAGACUCUUUGCUGAAAAACAGGACUUCAGAGGAAUGGAUGAAUGACUUGGAUGAGUUGUUAGGAAAUCAUUAAAAUGGGGCUUGAGGGUUUUCUACAUCUUUUUUUUUUUUUUUUUUUUUUUUUUUUUUUUAA
Molecule: messenger RNA, 3618 nt
Organism: Terrapene triunguis (Three-toed box turtle)
Lineage: Eukaryota; Metazoa; Chordata; Testudines; Emydidae
Gene: MAML1
Product: mastermind like transcriptional coactivator 1
Exons: 5
Coding region: 406-3558 (1050 amino acids)
Biological process (GO): positive regulation of transcription of Notch receptor target; Notch signaling pathway
Cellular component (GO): nuclear speck; nucleoplasm
Molecular function (GO): transcription coactivator activity
Source: RefSeq, a predicted model, not a curated record